AUGGACGGCCUCGAGGCUGUGGUGGAGCGGCUGGAGCGCGUGGCGGGCCGCCUAGAGAAAUUCGAGGGGCAUGUUGGCGCUGCAGGCGCAGUCAUCUCAUCAGGUGCAUCGACACCCAUCAGUUCUGGUCCGGCUGCAACCAGUGCGCCAAGCUCCCCGGCCCCCAGGGCGUCAUCCUCUGUGGAGGCGUACGACAUGCUGCUUGUGCAGCAGGUGGCAAGGGUCGUGGUUACGGCAAAGAAGAUUGGCAGGGAGGGGGAACUAUGGCCCAUCGACCAACGUGACCUGGUGGUAGAGGCCUCCAAGCUGUUUGAACAGGCCUUCCAGGAACUUAGACGAGUCGUGGAGGCCAUGAGUGCAUGCAAGAGGCCAGCACUACCAGACCUGCAGAAGCUCCUUGCACCUGCGGGGGACCUGCUGGUGUCGGCCACCAACAAGGCAGAGCACUGCAGGUCUGCAGCCAACAACCAUCUCAAGAUGAUCGCAGAGGGCCUGCAGGCCUUGACGUGGACAGCAUUCACAGGCAGCGGUCCGUAA
Molecule: messenger RNA, 537 nt
Organism: Ostreobium quekettii
Lineage: Eukaryota; Viridiplantae; Chlorophyta; Ulvophyceae; Bryopsidales; Ostreobiaceae
Source: the annotation of a GenBank genome assembly